AUGGUGCGGGACGACGAAGUCAAGGAUCACGAUGAGAUGGUACGGGACUUUGUUGCCAUGAGCGGCGCCUCGGUAGAAGUGGCCACUCAGUAUCUCGAAUCAAACGACUGGGACAUGCUAUCUGCCUGCAACUCCUUCUUCCACGACGAAGAUGAGAGAAACGACGAACGACGCCGGCAACAGGCUGCAGACGGAACGCUAGAGCAGUACAGCGGACCGAGAACCUUGGAUGGCCGCCCUGCGCCCCAAGAGGACUUUUCUAGCUUGGCAUCCCGAAAAACGAACCAGCAGAAGAAGAAGGGCAUUGCGACGCUAGGCUCCAUAGGUAGCAGCUCUGCUGCCCACCAUGACGACGACGACGAUGAUGAAGAGGACGACGAAGAGGAAGACGAUGGACGAGGCAACCUGUUCGCUGGUGGUGAGAAAUCUGGGCUUGCUGUCCAGGAUCCGAGACAGGAGGGUGGUUCGAGGAAGAUUAUCAAUGACAUACUUGCCAAGGCGAAAGCGAACUCAAGACAGUCCGAUGCCAACCCGGAGGCCGGUCCUUCUCGCCCAUCUCAUUUCCGGGGUACCGGCGUGACACUUGGUGGAGAUGGCGUCGAGAGCCGAAGCAUCCCAAAUCCCCAGGGCCAUGAGCGGCCUUCUGAGCCCCCAGUCGAGCGAGUGCUUCACAUCUGGCAGGACGGAUUCAGCAUCGAUGAUGGCGAACUCCGUCGCUUCGACGAUCCUUCAAACGAGGCGGACCUCGCACUUAUCCGAUCAGGCCGGGCUCCCCUGCAUCUUAUGAAUGUGCAGCAUGACCAGUCGGUAGACGUCAAGCUUCACCAGCACGAUACCCCGUAUAAGCAGCCCCCAAAGAAAUACAAGCCGUUUGCCGGCACUGGCAAUCGCCUUGGCAGCCCAGUCCCCGGUGCUACAUCCACGACCUCUGCGCCCGCUUCUUCCGCCGCAGCUUCUUCAUCCUCUUCUGCUCCUGCACCGAGCGUCGACAACUCACAACCUACACUCAUGAUCAGAAUCCAGAUGCCCGAUGGAUCAAGACUUCCUGCGCGUUUUAACACCACGCACACUGUUGGAGACGUCUACGGCUUCGUUCAGGGCGCUUCUGUGGAGACUCGUAGUCGGCCUUGGGUGCUGUCGACGACGUUCCCCAACAAGGAGCACACUGAUCAUGCUCUGGUUCUAGGAGAGAUGCCUGAGUUCAAAAAGGGCGGAACUGCUGUGGUCAAGUGGGUGUAG
Messenger RNA from Trichoderma harzianum CBS 226.95, 1239 nucleotides. RefSeq lists its product as hypothetical. The transcript is spliced from 3 exons. Bases 1 to 1239 code for a protein of 412 amino acids. NCBI's taxonomy places the organism in Eukaryota, Fungi, Ascomycota, Sordariomycetes, Hypocreales, Hypocreaceae. The record is from RefSeq and is a predicted model, not a curated record. Gene Ontology annotation, biological process: Golgi organization; nuclear membrane reassembly; proteasome-mediated ubiquitin-dependent protein catabolic process. Gene Ontology annotation, cellular component: nucleus; cytosol. Gene Ontology annotation, molecular function: ubiquitin binding.